CCUCCUCCCUCCGUCCCUCCCUCACGCACGUACACAAGCGACUGUUAACAUCUAUGUGUCUUCUGUAGUGAGUCUCUCUCCUGUAGGCGCUGGUGCCCCACGGGAUCCAAUAAGGAGAAGACUGAGGUGUUCGUGUUCAGGGCACCACCAGUCUGUGUUGUUGGUGACCCGAGACGCACGCCACAUACUUGCCACAGUACAGGAAUGGCUGUUUGGUGAUUUCAUUGUGUUGGUGACAUAUAUAUUCACAGCUACAGGAUUUUGUGUCCAAGAGUAAAGGGAUUUUUUCCAAGUGCGGAUUUCAAGAGAUUUAUUUAUUUUUUUUACAUCACAAAAGGAUUCUCGACAACCAGAAGACCUGUUGUGUGUGAGCCAAGCCAACCCCAUCAAUCAAGACACUGAACGCUUUGAGCAACGACAUAUUGAAGAUUACAUAAGGAGCGUCAGUGGCAGUUGUUGAUGCGCCGGGAGGUCGGACGCGACUACCACAACCUUGGCCUGGCCGGAGCUAAAACACCCCCAUCUGGCGGCCGCAGCGCCAACUAACACUGCCUCCAGUUGGCUCCUCGUUGAAUGCUCGCAUCACCUCCAUACAUCCCUGGAGGACUUUAAACCAAAACAAUACUAUUUAUUCCUUGGUCGAGAAGUUCAUCAUGUUCUACGGUCAAAUCCUGUUAUCAAAUAGGAACGUGUAAGAGGUUUCUUGCAAAUAGAUUUAUCGUUGACAGGCAAUAAUCAUCGGAAAAGAUGUACUAGCGGAUGAGGUUGUAAACGCUCUUGGGAUUCCAUCACAGCCAAUCAGCACACGGCCGUAGGGAUCAUGUCUUCAGUGGUCCCCGAGUUCUUUUUGUGGGAUCAGUCGCUGAAUAGCUCGUGCGGUGGAAGGAUGGAGUGUGAGACGUUGUAUGAGCUGGGUCCCCCGCCCGAUAUGAUAUUGAAUAUACCUCCUCCUCCCAUUCCACCAUUUAUGGAAGAGUUUGUGGCGAGGCUAGCAGCCGAGGGUAUAGAUAUUCGCCCGGAUAAUGGAUUCCCGGAGGAAGAAAAAGCUUGUAAUCUCUGCCAAUGGGCAAAUGGAAACGGCGUUGGAUACGUGGAGUUGGCACAAAAAGGUCCUCUGAUUGACGACACCUGGUUCCUGGUGAUCAUCUCCUCGUGUGUGGCAGCUACCCUCCUCGGUAUCAUCCUCGCCAUCGCCUUCCUCAAGUACAGAGAGGGGAAGCUGAAGCCGCUGAGUGACGUGGCUCUGGCCAAGAAGGAGAAGGCUCUUGGUCUGGAGCGUUGUGAGGCGGUGCUCUACCCGACCCCGUCCUUGGCACCCGUGCCUGUGCCCCAGCUGGACAAUCGCACCUCGCGGGCACUGUGGGCUGGCAUAAAGCCCCUGGAGGGUAACCACUACACUGUCGACCACUGCCAGCCCAUGGAGCAAAAGCCUGUACGCCUCGACCUGCUGCCUCCCCACGACAAUACCUAUGACUACGCCGACUACAGCAGCGUCAGCUAUGCCAGCGCCGGCUACACUACUCUUACACCUCGCUUGGACCCACACAGCCCACGCCCCGCCCCUGCCGCCAGCUUCGAGAACGUAGGUUACGUUCCCGGGGACGAGGCGGCCGAGGUGGAACGCAUUGCUCCUGAUGGAUGUGUAGUGACGGCUCCACGAGCCGCCCGUCUGCUGGGUUCACCACGACCCUCCCAGGGCGGCGUCCCAGAUCACCACCACUACGAGAUGGUGACGCCCUCCCCCCGCCGCCACAGGUCUUUGGAGCGAGGGGGUGGUGGCCGCCAGCCGCCCAUCAUCAGCGGCCCUACUAACCUAGGACCCGGCCGUCUGCCACCCCUCAACGGCCGCCCGUCCCCACGCUACAACCUCACAGCCCUGGCAACAGGAGCCCACACCCUCACGCCCAAGGUUGAGAACUGUUCUCGGGCAGAGAGACGCCACGCCCACGUGUCACUGGACCGCUCAGGGACCACCAACACCACCCUGGCUCCUGCCUCCCCGACAGACCAUAUCUAUGCUUCUCCCAUUACCUCUCCUGUCAUCUGAAACGGUGGGGUGCCUCUAGUGCACCCCCUUGGCCACCCUUUAGGCCCACCCCCAUGCCACACUGGCCGCUGGGCCACUCUUGUUAUUGCUAGUCGUCUGAGGUAAACUUGGCAGCUGAGACGCGUCCAUGACCCCAGAGUCUCCAAGACGGUGACAGGAUCUCCCCAAGAUUCCUCUAGUGUUGUCACCAAGACGAUUUUGGAGAGUAAACUGUUUGAAGAGUCAGAAUCACCAAGGUGGUUCAGAAGACUCAGAGACUCACCAAGAUACUUCUGGAGGCUCAGAGAUUCUUGAAGAUGGUUUUGAAGAGUCACCAAGAUGGUGCCGCUGGACCACCAAGUUCCCGUACAAGUCUGGAGCUUUGCCGGCAGCCUGAACCAGGAACCAAAGGGGCUGCUGAUUAUAUGAACUGGUACAGAAGCUCAGGUUACAGGUAGGUGGGGCACACCUGUUAUAGUUGCCAAAACCGAGAACAAGUUUCUCGUGGAGGUACAGAAUACAGAUAGCCCACGUCAUAGUCCCCCCUGGCUGUACCCGGUGUGCUUGUGCUGUAUUAUGGCCUCACUCUCUCCGACCUAAGCCAGAAAAUCUAAGGACCUCGACCCAGCUUAAGAUAUUCUGAUUAAUUUUGAGGUUCACAUCGUAUAACCUCAGAUCUAUACCAGGGACCAGAUUCUCAGAGAUUAAGGCAUUAAAUUUUCCCCUCAACACAACUAUGAGAACACACCCAGUUACCGAUCAGUAGAUAGCCAGUGCAGUUUUGAUGCUGUUUUAGUUAUCAGCUUUUUUACGGUCUCAUAAAUUAGUCAGUUGGAUGUUUUCUCACCUAAGUUAAGGGGAAUGCUAAACUAUGAUCUUUAAGAAUCCGGGACUUGGUUUCACCUACAAUCACACUGUCUGGUCCUGGGAACUAGACCUAACUUUAGGACCUGGGGUUCUAUAUCCUUGGAUUUCCGGGGACAAGCUCCUUGGCACACAACAGUCCAAGUCGUAAACCAUAGUUUGAGGCACAGCUGAGUGUGCAGGUCCUCCCGGCAGCUGCUGAACCAGAAGGCGAGAGCUGGGAGUAAACCUUCACACACACAUCGAGUCACGCCAGACCUUUCAAUGUGUCGUCUGAUGUUUCGUAUUUAGAGGACGCAUUGUAUUCAUGAUACCAAAGUGUAGUUUUAAGGACCAGUUAAGUCUCUCAUACACAAAAAUGUCAUUAUUCUUCGUCCGACCGACUCCUCCAUCGGGCCCAGAUAAUUAAUGCACUAUAGCUUCUCAUUAUCUAUCACCCCUAAUUAUUGUCAUUAUAGAUAUUUCCUCAUUCAUAAAUGUUUAUUAUUCCUAUGUUGACCAAACUCAACACAAGAAGAGAACUUUUUGUAAUAGUCGAUCUCAUUAUAGUCUUCACAAUAUUCUGUCCAGAGUCAACCUGUGUAUGGGUUGACGCAUUUGUGUACUGUAGUUAUAAGACACACACACACACACACACACACACACACACACACACACACACGUAUGAUGCGUCUGUGUCAUAUGUACUGAGUCCCUCCUGAACACUUUACUGACGACAAGUUUUGUAAUGUUUGAGGAGACAAAAUAAGAGUCGCUUACUUGUGAUUCACUGAUCAUGGUGCCAUAUUUCUCAUCCUCCUUCCCUCCCCCCCUGCUUCCCUCUCCACCUCCCUGGCUCCCUCCUCUCCCUGCCUUCCUCUCCCCCUUUCCCCUUCCUCCCUCCCUCCCAUUCUCCCUCCCUCUCUCUCUCUCCCCUUCUCCCUGUUUCCCUGCCUCCAUCUCCCCCUGCCACCAUCUCCCCCCUCCUCCCUCUUCCCCUGGUCCCCAUCGCUUCCGUCUCCAUGGUAAGGACAGAGGAGGAUCUUCACACAACCCAAGUCUGAGAACUGUGCUUGUAUAUCUUCUAAGUCGUUAGUGUUAGGCCAGUGCAUGAUGAAACAUAGAACGUACGAGCGCUUUUCUUUUGUUUUUCUCAGUUUUGUUUCCAUUCCAUAUUAUCAUCAUAUUUAUUGCUGUGUGUAUAUGUAUCAAAGCUUUAUCUGUAUGUACAUAAGAUUAUUUGCUUCUUUUCUUUCAUUACUGUAUAAAAAAAUAAUGUGCAAUUUUAUCUUAAAUAGAUGUUCAAACCUUAAA
Messenger RNA from Homarus americanus (American lobster), 4183 nucleotides. RefSeq lists its product as uncharacterized. The transcript has 5 exons. NCBI's taxonomy places the organism in Eukaryota, Metazoa, Arthropoda, Malacostraca, Decapoda, Nephropidae. Bases 821 to 2047 code for a protein of 408 amino acids. The record is from RefSeq and is a predicted model, not a curated record.